ACAUCCGUUAACCGAUUCCCACUGGGAUUAUCCUAGACAAGGGGAAAAAGUCGCGUCCGAGCAGCCCGAUCCGCUAACCAAGAUAGAUCGACGGUUCAUCGGCGGCCUAAGAUCCACCUGGGAACGAUCAUGAUACUCACAAUUUUGUGCCUCGUUAUCGGGCGAUCUAUCGCUUCGCCGAUCGCCAACGUCUGGUUGAGUCCGGUACCGGGUCUUUCGCCGUUGAGGCAGUACCACAUACAAGACGGAUCAGGAUCUUACCAAUAUUCCUUCACAGGACCGCAUCAUGCCAAAGCGGAAUCUACUUUGGACGGCGUGACGCAGGGUGGAUAUUCCUAUAUCGAUGCGAACGGCAUAUUGCAAACGGUCUCGUACACGGCGGACGAUCAGAACGGGUUCAGGGUCAGCGCAAGCAAUUUGCCGCAACCUCCCAAGGAUGAACUGCAGACGAUACGGGACACGGCGGAGGUGGCCGCGGCGAAGAGAAAUCAUCUCGAGGAAUUGCAGAAGUCGCAUCAGACCAAUUGGCAGGAUCAGAAUCUCCUGUCGUACAAGAUCCUGCCGUCGUACUUCAGCUACGCUCAGCUCCAGCGGGAUAAAGGCGUCGACAAAGCCGAGUUGAAUUUGAACGCGCGAGAAACGGAGAGCACCAAGAAUCCGUUCCUGCUGUCAAGAUCGGAGGCGGAGAGGAUCGAUGUUCCCAAGCCAGAUCCAAGCCUCUCGAAGGUAUCACCUGCACCUACAAGUUCCACCACUGUUGCCUCGUUGUCACCCACUUUGGCAUCAUUGAGAGAGACUGUGCUUAUCAAGAACGACAGGCAGACGUCUAAUCAGAACGCUUUGCAGCUGGGAAAAUUGGUGCCGCUUGCCAGCAGCAUCCAGAGACCGAUUACCAUGCCUACGCCCUAUGUGUUUUCGGUGCUGCCUUAUAGAUUUCUUCACAGCUCACUUCAUCACACCCAGGACUCCCUGGGCCAGUACGAUUACAGUUACACCGGUGAUUCCAGCGCCAAGACCGAGUCCAGGUCGCUCGAUGGCACCACCAGGGGCGCGUACAGUUACAUCGAUCCUAACGGAAUCCUGCAGCAAGUGCAUUAUAUCGCCGAUCACAAUGGAUUUCGAGUCUUGGCGACCAAUCUACCCGAAGCGAAGUGAUGGUCCUGCCCGUGACGUAGGGAUUAUCUUGUCGGACGUGCAAACGCCUGUCUUCGAAGCGCGAUGUCGAUGCAAUAUCAAACGUUAAUACAAUAUGUUUCUUUCCUAAUCUUGACUUCGUUAAACACUGGAUUUCGAUCUGGCGAAAGAAUAAAGAAUCAAAUGUAUUUCUGAAUUUCCGAGCUUGCGAAAGGAAGAAUGCGGAAUAUAUUUUUCUUUUGCAUAUGUAAAAGAUUAAAAUAAAUACAAAUUUAUUACAUAUAUAUAUAUAUAUAUAUCAAGAAACAAGCUUCGAUAGAUAAGGAAGCGAAAGAGUGAAGUAACGUGGCUCGUUUAUUUAUUUGAUUAAUAUAAAAUGGGUCGGUCAUCCGGGCUCUUGAUUAAUUUUGUUAAUUGCUUGCAGUAGUUAGGAAACAAAAGGAAAAAAAGUAUCUGUUAGAAAAUUUAUAAAAUGCGUUGUCUUUUGUAAUAGAUAGCGGUGUCGGGGAUACGAGGAAAUACACAUCGCGAAUGCUUCUCGAGUUUGUUCGACGAUCAUUCCCACGGAAACGCGGAAGAACGGACUUGAUUCGCAUUCGAGUGUCCUCUUAAGAUUAAUUUUAUUUGUUCGUAAUGUUAAUUAAGCUUACUUGGCGAUCGCGGUCUCUAUCAGAUAAAUUAUUUUGCCGUGGAAUAUUCUUUUUUCAUUGUCUUCCAUAUGAUUAUAAUACAUAAGAAUAUUAGUGAUUUUCAAGAUUGUUACUGCACUUAUCGAGAUCACAUCUCGUAAAUACAGAUUAGAAAUGCAACCUCUAA
Ooceraea biroi (clonal raider ant) is the source of this 1950-nucleotide messenger RNA. RefSeq names its product cuticular protein 16 (gene CPR16). NCBI's taxonomy places the organism in Eukaryota, Metazoa, Arthropoda, Insecta, Hymenoptera, Formicidae. Gene Ontology annotation, cellular component: chitin-based extracellular matrix. The record is from RefSeq and is a predicted model, not a curated record. Gene Ontology annotation, molecular function: structural constituent of chitin-based larval cuticle.